CUGGAGGCAGAUGUUACCUCUCUCUCUCGCUCCGAUUGGUUCAGCGCACUCUAGAAACACUGCUGUGGUGGAGAAACUGGACCCCAGGGUCUGGAGCGAAUUCCAGCCUGCAGGGCUGAUAAGCGAGGCAUUAGUGAGAUUGAGAGAGACUUUACCCCGCCGUGGUGGUUGGAGGGCGCGCAGUAGAGCAGCAGCACAGGCGCGAGUCCCGGGAGGCCGGCUCUGCUCGCGCCGAGAUGUGGAAUCUCCUUCACGAAACCGACUCGGCUGUGGCCACCGCGCGCCGCCCGCGCUGGCUGUGCGCUGGGGCGCUGGUGCUGGCGGGUGGCUUCUUUCUCCUCGGCUUCCUCUUCGUAAUUUUACACAGAUACCACAUUUAGCAGGAACAGAACAAAACUUUCAGCUUGCAAAGCAAAUUCAAUCCCAGUGGAAAGAAUUUGGCCUGGAUGCUGUUGAGCUAGCUCAUUAUGAUGUCCUGUUGUCCUAUCCAAAUAAGACUCAUCCCAACUACAUCUCAAUAAUUAAUGAAGAUGGAAAUGAGAUUUUCAACACAUCAUUAUUUGAACCACCUCCUCCAGGAUAUGAAAAUGUUUCGGAUAUUGUACCACCUUUCAGUGCUUUCUCUCCUCAAGGAAUGCCAGAGGGUGAUCUAGUGUAUGUUAACUAUGCACGAACUGAAGACUUCUUUAAAUUGGAACAGGACAUGAAAAUCAAUUGCUCUGGGAAAAUUGUAAUUGCCAGAUAUGGGAAAGUUUUCAGAGGAAAUAAGGUUAAAAAUGCCCAGCUGGCAGGGGCCAAAGGAGUCAUUCUCUAUUCAGACCCUGCUGACUACUUUGCUCCUGGGGUGAAGUCCUAUCCAGACGGUUGGAAUCUUCCUGGAGGUGGUGUCCAGCGUGGAAAUAUCCUAAAUCUGAAUGGUGCAGGAGACCCUCUCACACCAGGUUACCCAGCAAAUGAAUAUGCUUAUAGGCAUGGAAUUGCAGAGGCUGCUGGUCUUCCAAGUAUUCCUGUUCAUCCAAUUGGAUACUAUGAUGCACAGAAGCUCCUAGAAAAAAUGGGUGGCUCAGCACCACCAGAUAGCAGCUGGAGAGGAAGUCUCAAAGUGCCCUACAAUGUUGGACCUGGCUUUACUGGAAACUUUUCUACACAAAAAGUCAAGAUGCACAUCCACUCUACCAAUGAAGUGACGAGAAUUUACAAUGUGAUAGGUACUCUCAGAGGAGCAGUGGAACCAGACAGAUAUGUCAUUCUGGGAGGUCACCGGGACUCAUGGGUGUUUGGUGGUAUUGACCCUCAGAGUGGAGCAGCUGUUGUUCAUGAAAUUGUGAGGAGCUUUGGAACACUGAAAAAGGAAGGGUGGAGACCUAGAAGAACAAUUUUGUUUGCAAGCUGGGAUGCAGAAGAAUUUGGUCUUCUUGGUUCUACUGAGUGGGCAGAGGAGAAUUCAAGACUCCUUCAAGAGCGUGGCGUGGCUUAUAUUAAUGCUGACUCGUCUAUAGAAGGAAACUACACUCUGAGAGUUGAUUGUACACCGCUGAUGUACAGCUUGGUAUACAACCUAACAAAAGAGCUGAAAAGCCCUGAUGAAGGCUUUGAAGGCAAAUCUCUUUAUGAAAGUUGGACUAAAAAAAGUCCUUCCCCAGAGUUCAGUGGCAUGCCCAGGAUAAGCAAAUUGGGAUCUGGAAAUGAUUUUGAGGUGUUCUUCCAACGACUUGGAAUUGCUUCAGGCAGAGCACGGUAUACUAAAAAUUGGGAAACAAACAAAUUCAGCGGCUAUCCACUGUAUCACAGUGUCUAUGAAACAUAUGAGUUGGUGGAAAAGUUUUAUGAUCCAAUGUUUAAAUAUCACCUCACUGUGGCCCAGGUUCGAGGAGGGAUGGUGUUUGAGCUAGCCAACUCCAUAGCGCUCCCUUUUGAUUGUCGAUAUUAUGCUGUAGUUUUAAGAAAGUAUGCUGACAAAAUCUACAAUAUUUCUAUGAAACAUCCACAGGAAAUGAAGACAUACAGUGUAUCAUUUGAUUCACUUUUUUCUGCAGUAAAGAAUUUUACAGAAAUUGCUUCCAAGUUCAGUGAGAGACUCCAGGACUUUGACAAAAGCAAUGUAUAUCACCUUGGAUCGUAAGAUAUGCAGUAAUCACAAGCUUCUGUUCGAAGACCUGAGGCAUUUGCAAUGCAGCCUUGAUGAUACAGACAUGUUCUGUAAUCCAACAAGUACACAGUAUACUUCUUCAUGGGGAGCUCAGAUCCUCAGCUCUGGCAAAUAUUACUGGGAGGUGGAUGUGAAAGACUCUUGUAAUUGGGUUACAGGACUUUGCAGAGAAGCCUGGACAAAGAGGAAUGACAUGUGACUUGACUCUGAGGGUAUCUUUCUACUCCUGUGUCUUAAAGUGGAUGACCAUUUCAGUCUCUUCUCUACCUCCCCACUGUUACCUCACUAUGUUCCAAGGCCCCAAGGCUGGCUAGGGGUGUUCCUGGAUUAUGAAUGUGGGGUAGUGAGCUUUGUUAAUGUUGCCCAAAGUUCCCUCAUUUGUAGUUUCCUCUCAUGCAUCUUCUAUUUUCCUCUCAGACCUUUCAUUUGCCAUGGAUCUAAAUAAUCAGGGACAGGUCACAAACCUAACCAAGGCCUUGGGAAUUCUAAUAGCAGAGGAGGCUCCUAUUCUGGUUACUUUCUUAAUGGGGAAAAUCAGUCAUAUCUCAUUACCUUUUACUUCAUUUUACCUCCUGGGUAUAUAUUUAUUGUAUCAUUUUUUAAAGUGUUGAUAAUGUACAUUUGUCAUUUCUAUUUUAUUUGAAUAGAUGUAAUGUCUCUUAUUAUAUUGUUUAGGAUGCAUGUUCUUUUAAAUUGCUAUCAAAGCGUACUAGAGGUAAAAGAAUACAUGAGCAUGAAAACCCAGCUAACUGAGUCAAAUUAAAGCACAGACAAGUUGCCUUCCAGAUAGCCCUUAUUCAAAACUCAGCGUCAGCCUAAAAUUCUCUAUUCCCUGCCUUCAUCUGGAUAAAACUUUCCCUUCACCAGUUCCCACCUUUCUGAACUAGACGAGGUCUCAGAUGUCAAGAAUGGCUCAUACAUUUCCUCUGUAAAACUCCUAACAGAAUUUGGGUCUUUUUCCAAGUUUGUAAAUUACAAAAAGGGAAUGCCAAUGAUAGUUCUUCUCAUUCAUUAUAGGAAUAAGAAACAGUCUGAUGAUAUGAGAGAUAUUCAAGAAAUAUGUAAGUAAUUAAAUGAAUAAACGUGUAAAAUUAUUAAAAUCAAAAGCUAUAGAACCAACAAAAAUAUACUACAGUAUAGCUAUAAUUAGCAAGACAGAACAGGCUGAGAAAUAUCAUUACAUAAAGGAUACAUAGAUAUGGUACCAUGGUACUUAAGCCUUCUUGUUCAAUUGAACCUUUAUCAUUUUGUAAUGCUCUUCUUUAUUGUUUUUGGUUUAAAGUCUUUUUUAUCUUAUGUAAGAAUAGAUGCUCCUGCAUUUUUUUGUUUUUAUUUGCAUGGUAGAUCUUUCUCCGUCCUUUACUUUGAGCCUGUGGAUUAUAUAUGAGAUGGAUUAUAUAUGAGAUGGAUUAUAUAUGAGAUGGAUCAUUAUAUAUGAGAUGGAUCUCUCAAAACCAAAUACACUUGGGUCUUGUCUUUUUAUUCAGUUUGCCACUCUGUGCCUUUUAAUUGUGGAGUUUAGAUCAUUUACAUUUAGGAUUUGUAUUGAUAUGUGAGAUUUUGAUCCUGUCAUCAUGCUGUCAGCUGGUUGUUUUGUAGAGUUGAUUGUAUAGUUGCUUUAUAGUGUCUGUUAGCUAUAUGGUUUACUCAAUAUUUUGGUCUCUUUCAGCAGGAAUGGAGCUUUCCGUU
Messenger RNA from Gorilla gorilla gorilla (western lowland gorilla), 3838 nucleotides. RefSeq names its product glutamate carboxypeptidase 2. Gene Ontology annotation, cellular component: plasma membrane. Bases 11 to 2122 code for a protein of 703 amino acids. Gene Ontology annotation, molecular function: carboxypeptidase activity. The record is from RefSeq and is a predicted model, not a curated record. The transcript has 17 exons. NCBI's taxonomy places the organism in Eukaryota, Metazoa, Chordata, Mammalia, Primates, Hominidae.